UGGAGAGUUCCGCGUUAGCGGAAUAUUGCACCACUGUGUAAUGAGAAUAUCUCGGCUAAAAUCUACAAACAUCGCGGAAAUGUGAUAUAUUCACUUGUCAUUACUGAAACACUUAUUUAGAUAAGGUAUCCAACAAACUUUUCCACGAUGUAUGGACAAGAUGAAGAGAUGGAGGACGAGACUGAUGAUAUCACUCCCGAUCUCUGGCAGGAAGCUUGCUGGAUUGUCAUCAGCUCAUAUUUUGAUGAGAAGGGAUUGGUAAGGCAACAGCUGGAUUCCUUUGAUGAGUUCAUCCAGAUGUCUGUACAGCGUAUUGUGGAAGACUCGCCGCAGAUAGACCUACAGGCUGAGGCACAGCACACGUCAGGCACUAUAGAAACCCCUCCAAGAUAUCUUCUAAAGUUUGAACAGAUUUAUUUAUCAAAGCCAACUCAUUGGGAAAAAGAUGGUGCGCCAAGUCCCAUGAUGCCUAAUGAAGCGAGACUCCGAAAUCUAACGUACUCUGCCCCUCUGUAUGUGGACAUCACUAAAACUGUGGUGAAGGAGGGGGAGGACCCCAUUGAAACCACUCACCAAAAGACAUUUAUUGGGAAAAUACCCAUCAUGUUACGUUCUACAUACUGUUUACUGAGUGGGCUCACAGAUCGUGAUUUGACAGAGUUAAACGAAUGUCCGCUCGAUCCAGGAGGAUAUUUCAUCAUCAAUGGAUCAGAAAAAGUACUCAUUGCUCAAGAGAAAAUGGCAACAAACACAGUGUAUGUAUUUCAACAGAAAGAUUCAAAGUAUGCUUUUAAGACAGAAAUUCGGUCGUGUUUGGAGCAUUCUUCUAGACCUACGAGUACACUGUGGGUGAACAUGAUGGCUAAAGGAGGAGGGGGAGCCAAGAAGAGUGCCAUAGGACAGAGAAUCAUCGGUAUUCUGCCGUACAUUAAACAGGAGAUUCCUAUCAUCAUUGUGUUCCGAGCCCUGGGCUUUGUGUCAGACAGAGACAUUCUGGAACACAUUAUCUACGACUUUGAUGACCCAGAGAUGAUGGAAAUGGUGAAGCCCUCUCUUGAUGAGGCAUUUGUGAUACAGGAGCGAAAUGUGGCACUCAACUUCAUAGGGUCUCGUGGUGCUCGGCCAGGUGUGACAAAGGAAAAGAGAAUCAAAUAUGCACGGGAAAUUCUGCAAAAAGAAAUGUUACCUCACGUUGGUGUCAGUGACUUCUGUGAGACCAAGAAAGCUUACUUCCUGGGGUACAUGGUACAUCGCCUGCUUCUGGCUGCCCUGGGUCGGCGUGAGGUGGACGACAGAGAUCACUACGGCAACAAGAGACUUGACUUGGCUGGACCCCUACUUGCUUUCUUGUUCAGAGGAAUGUUCAGAAAUCUAAUGAAGGAGGUAAGAAUGUACUCGCAGAAGUUCAUCGACAGAGGGAAGGAUUUCAACCUAGAGCUAGCAAUCAAGACUCGAAUCAUUACAGACGGUCUCAAGUACUCUCUGGCUACAGGAAACUGGGGUGACCAAAAGAAGGCUCAUCAGGCUAGGGCUGGAGUAUCUCAGGUGUUAAAUAGACUGACAUUUGUGUCAACCUUGUCACAUUUGCGGAGACUGAACUCUCCCAUCGGCCGAGACGGUAAAUUGGCCCGUCCACGACAGCUACACAACACACAGUGGGGAAUGGUGUGUCCUGCUGAAACUCCUGAGGGAGGUGCUGUAGGCCUGGUGAAGAACCUUGCCCUGAUGGCUUACAUCUCUGUCGGCUCUCAGCCCUCACCCAUCCUUGAGUUCUUGGAGGAGUGGAGUAUGGAAAACCUGGAGGAGGUUGCCCCAUCAUCUAUACAGGAUGCUACGAAAAUAUUUGUGAAUGGUUGCUGGGUGGGGAUACACAGAGAUGCUGAGCACUUGAUGAACACACUGAGAAAACUGCGCAGAGAGAUGGACAUCAUUGUGUCCGAGGUGUCCAUGAUCAGAGAUAUCCGCGACAGAGAAAUCCGGAUUUAUACAGAUGCUGGAAGGAUCUGUCGACCCUUACUUAUUGUUGACAAUCAGAAACUUCUGUUAAAACAGAGUCACAUAAAACAGCUUAAACAGAAGGAAUACAACAGUUACAGUUGGCAGGAUCUGGUGGCUAGUGGGGUCGUUGAGUACAUCGACCCCCUGGAGGAGGAGUCCAUUAUGUUGGCUAUGACUCCUGAUGACCUUUCUGAGGACAAGGACGUUCAGUACUGUUCUACCUAUACUCAUUGUGAGAUCCAUCCGGCCAUGAUACUCGGCGUGUGUGCCUCCAUCAUCCCAUUCCCUGAUCACAACCAGUCUCCACGUAACACCUACCAAUCUGCUAUGGGUAAACAGGCCAUGGGUGUGUAUAUCACCAACUUCCACGUGAGGAUGGACACUCUGGCCCACGGACUCCUGUACCCACAGAAACCUCUAGUCACUACUCGCUCCAUGGAGUAUCUCCGCUUCAGGGAGCUUCCAGCAGGUAUCAACACAGUUGUCGCCAUUGCGACCUAUACAGGAUACAAUCAGGAGGAUUCCGUCAUUCUGAACGCUUCUGCUAUUGAACGAGGCUAUUUCAGAUCCUUUUUCUUCCGAUCCUACAAGGAUGCAGAGUCAAAGAAAGGACUAGACCAGGAGGAGCUAUUUGAAAAGCCCGACAGAGAAAACGUUCAAGGCAUGAGGCCAGCCAUCUAUGACAAGCUAGAUGAAGAUGGUAUCAUAUCUCCUGGACUUCGAGUAUCCGGAGAUGACGUACUGAUUGGCAAGACCAUGACCUUGCCACCCAAUGAUGACGAGCUUGAUGCCACUGCAAGAAGAUAUUCCAAGCGAGAUGCCAGUGUGUUCAUGAGAAGGAGUGAGACUGGAAUUAUUGAUCAGGUGAUGGUCACUAUUAACCAGGAAGGCUACAAGUUCUGUAAGAUCCGUGUGCGAACGGUAAAGACACCUCAGAUUGGAGAUAAGUUUGCCAGUCGACACGGUCAGAAAGGAACUUGUGGAAUCACAUACCGACAGGAGGACAUGCCAUUCACAUGUGAAGGAAUCACCCCUGACAUCAUUAUCAACCCCCAUGCUAUCCCCAGUAGAAUGACCAUUGGCCAUUUGUUCGAAUGUUUACAAAGCAAAGUAGCGGCCAACAAGGGGGAGAUAGGAGACGCCACGCCCUUCAACGACGCUGUCAACGUACAGAAAGUGUCGAACCUGCUCCACCAGUACGGGUAUCACCAGCGUGGAAACGAGAUUUUGUACAAUGGUUUCACUGGGAGGAAGCUGAAUGCCCAAGUGUUCCUUGGACCGACCUACUACCAGCGUUUGAAGCAUAUGGUGGAUGACAAGAUUCAUUCCCGAGCCCGUGGUCCCCUUCAGAUUCUCAAUAGGCAGCCUAUGGAGGGCAGAGCCAGGGAUGGUGGUUUGCGUUUCGGAGAAAUGGAGCGUGAUUGUCAAAUUGCCCACGGAGCUGCACAGUUCCUGCGUGAGCGUCUGUUUGAGGCGUCGGAUCCCUACAGGGUACAUUUGUGUAACUUCUGUGGAAUAAUUGCCAUAGCUAAUCUACGUAACCAGACGUUUGAGUGCCGAGGAUGUAAGAACAAAACACAGAUCUCACAGAUCCGUAUUCCGUAUGCCUGCAAGCUUCUGUUCCAGGAGCUCAUGUCCAUGAGCAUUGCUCCGCGUAUCAUGGUUUUGGCACAAUAGACAGAAAGCAGUGAUGAUCAUAAGCAUUGUGUGGAAGACUCCUACGAAGUUGUGUUGAUCGUCACGUGUCACAUUCAGAUUGAAGUGACAGGGAGAGCCCUAUCUCAGUAUUUAUUGACUUGUAUAUAACAGACUGGUGCAGUACAGUAAGUGAGAGCGACCACACCAUAUCAUUGUGUAAAUAGGAGAGGUCACUACGUGUGUGUACAUAGCAAACUCAUUCAGUGUGAAAGUGUUGUAUGUUUGAAACAUUGAUCAUGCUAUUUUACAUUUAUCAUGUCAGUUCCUCAUCAUAUCGAAGGCCUGGACAGCUUUAGAAGGAGUUCAUUUGUAAAUAUGUGUGUAUAAAAGCUUUCAAGAAAACCUGAUCGUUGCCCUUUAUUGAAGGACAAAAUAUUGUCCUUAUCACGUGUCUUUAUAAUGCAUGUCAAAACAAGUUUACAAAAUGUGAAGGACUUGAUGCAGUGUUAAGUGUGUGUUCCCUUAAAGAGAGUGAGAGAAACGAAGGUUUGGAACUAGUGUAAACUGUGGAUUUCCUUUUUAAUAAUGUUUAAACGAACUAAGUAAAGAAGCGGAGUUGACUGGAUUGCCUUAACAGUCAGAACCAAUUAACAACGGUGUUGGUUAGAUUUCCUGAGAAAUGUCACAGGAACUAAGGUAAGGAACUGCAGUGUGUUGUAGCCCUAAAAAGGUCGGAGAAACCCAUAAAGGAGUUACAAGGUGGUUGGAUGUAUUGUCGAAAUAAAGUAUUGAUAUGUAA
Molecule: messenger RNA, 4435 nt
Organism: Mizuhopecten yessoensis (Yesso scallop)
Lineage: Eukaryota; Metazoa; Mollusca; Bivalvia; Pectinida; Pectinidae
Product: DNA-directed RNA polymerase II subunit RPB2
Exons: 24
Coding region: 148-3675 (1175 amino acids)
Biological process (GO): DNA-templated transcription
Cellular component (GO): RNA polymerase II, core complex
Molecular function (GO): DNA binding; ribonucleoside binding; DNA-directed RNA polymerase activity
Source: RefSeq, a predicted model, not a curated record